This is a messenger RNA of Fundulus heteroclitus (mummichog), 6316 nucleotides long. It is a transcript of the gene slc6a1b, whose product is annotated as solute carrier family 6 member 1b. The coding region runs from base 587 to 2404 and encodes 605 amino acids. Gene Ontology annotation, molecular function: gamma-aminobutyric acid:sodium:chloride symporter activity. Gene Ontology annotation, biological process: sodium ion transmembrane transport; neurotransmitter transport. The record is from RefSeq and is a predicted model, not a curated record. Lineage: Eukaryota; Metazoa; Chordata; Actinopteri; Cyprinodontiformes; Fundulidae. Gene Ontology annotation, cellular component: plasma membrane; cell surface; axon. The transcript is spliced from 15 exons.
GAGACAAGAGGAUGCUCCUCUCUCAAACCCGCUGCCAUCUCUGUGGCGGAUAUGUUGGAGUUGGGGUGGGUCGACUUUGAGGUGACAUUGACGCUAUGUAGAUGAGAGUGAGAACCCUGCGCUCCAUGUUACGUCCCUGCAAGCUUCAACUCAAACGGCGGCAGCUCCUUUCCCGGUCUUCUCUCCCUGCCUCUCUUUCAGCACCACUCCUUUAAGGACAGCACCUCACUCUCAAGCACGCACUUGGCCACCACCAUCUCCCUCCUUCAGGAUCAAAUGUCUGCCCCUUGACGACGGAUGCAAAGUUUCCACCUUGGUUUUGUCUACUGCAAGUAAAAGGAAGUAACUUUUUUGGGGAAACAUUGGAUAUUUUCCCGGCGGGAAACGGUCGCUCCAACAAGCUGUGAUUUCACUGGUCUCUGACACGUCGUCCUUAAUCAUCAUUCACAGACCCUCGAUCUUCCCUCCUCUCUCGGCUUUUCUCUGGGGACCACUAGUGCGGGACGGAUACGCUGCGCUCUGCCUGGACUGGUGCUAAAACCACCACCUUUCCGCCGUUUAGGACUUUCAGCCACAGACCGUCAUCAUGGCCACAAACGGGACCAAAGCCUCGGACGGACACGUCUUAACCGAGACGGUGAACGAUGCGCCCAGCACCACGCCAAACGACAAACCCAAAACGCUGGUGGUGAAGGUGCAGAAGACGAAAAAGGACAUACCCGAGAGAGAAACGUGGGGUGGAAAAUUUGACUUUCUUCUCUCUUGUGUCGGAUACGCAAUCGGACUCGGAAACGUGUGGAGAUUUCCUUACUUGUGUGGGAAAAACGGCGGAGGGGCCUUCUUGAUUCCCUACUUUUUGACGCUGGUAUUUGCUGGCAUGCCCUUGUUCUUUCUGGAGACGGCUCUUGGUCAGUACACUUCUAUUGGAGGUCUGGGAGUGUGGAAGUUGGCCCCAAUUUUCAAAGGUGUGGGUAUGGCUGCUGCCGUGCUGUCUUUUUGGCUCAAUAUUUAUUACAUUGUAAUCAUUGCCUGGGCUAUUUACUAUCUGUACAACUCCUUCACCGCUGACCUGCCAUGGAAGACAUGUGGCAAUCCCUGGAACACAGAUCGCUGCUACACCAACUACACCAUUGCGGACACAACAAACCUCACCAGUGCUGUGGUGGAGUUCUGGGAACGUAACAUGCACCAGCUGACGGACGGUUUGGAGAAGCCCGGGGAGGUCAGGAUUCCACUGGCUAUCACGCUUGCCAUUGCAUGGGUGCUCGUCUAUUUCUGUAUCUGGAAAGGGGUCAGCUGGACAGGCAAAGUAGUCUACUUCUCGGCAACAUACCCUUACUUUAUGCUGUUCAUCCUGUUUUGCCGUGGGGUCACUCUGCCUGGAGCUUUUGAUGGGAUUCGCUUCUACAUCACACCAGACUUUCAGAAACUCAAGGAGUCUGAGGUAUGGCUCGAUGCUGCCACACAGAUCUUCUUUUCCUAUGGCUUGGGAUUAGGCUCUUUGAUUGCUCUUGGCAGCUACAAUCCCUUUAAUAAUAACGUCUACAGAGAUUCUAUCAUUGUCUGCUGCAUCAACUCCUUCACCAGUAUGUUCGCCGGCUUUGUCAUCUUUUCCAUUGUGGGAUUCAUGUCUUACGUAACAAAGAGGCCAAUCGCUGAUGUGGCAGCCUCAGGACCUGGCCUGGCAUUUCUGGCAUAUCCAGAAGCUGUCACCCAGCUCCCCAUCUCUCCACUCUGGGCUAUACUGUUUUUCUCUAUGCUGCUGAUGCUGGGAAUCGACAGCCAGUUCUGCACGGUGGAAGGAUUCAUCACUGCACUGGUUGAUGAGUUUCCUCACAUCCUCCGGAAACGUAGAGAAAUCUUCAUCGCUAUCGUCUGCCUUAUUUCUUACAUUAUUGGGCUGUCCAACAUUACACAGGGUGGGUUGUAUGUGUUUAAGCUGUUUGACUACUACUCAGCAAGUGGAAUGUCCCUGCUCUUCCUGGUCUUUUUUGAGUGUAUCUCAAUUUCGUGGUUCUAUGGUGUGAACAAAUUCUUUGACAACAUUGAGGAAAUGAUUGGUUACAGGCCCUGCCUUUGGUGGAAGGCCUGCUGGGUCGUUUUCACUCCUCUCAUCGUGGCUGGAGUCUUCUUGUUCAGUGCUGUGCAGAUGGUUCCCCUUACAAUGGGAGAUUAUGUGUUCCCAUCCUGGGGUCAGGGAGUCGGCUGGUUAAUGGCCCUAUCCUCCAUGAUUCUCAUCCCUGGGUACAUGGGCUACAUGUUCCUCACUCUCAAAGGCACUUAUAAAGAGCGUCUGCGCAUGAUGUUCAAACCUUUGUCACUGGUGAAGGCUCAGGAAAAUGGUCCAGAUCAGCAGGCGGAAAGCCAGAAUCAGAACCCUGCCAAUGAGGAAGCCUACAUCUAAAAAGAAAUAACUAAGCUCUGCCUGCCUCUCUGUUUGAACGGCCAGACCGGCGCUGCACCGUAAUCAAGGUUGGGAACAACCACUAGACUUCUACGUCUGCUUUUAUUCACCUACCUCCUGGGGACAUGUGAAACCAACCUGAUUACAUGGUUAUUUUUAAGGGGGUUAUUCUGUUUGUUUAUUUUUAUAAUACAGAGUUAUAAAACUUAUGAAGAAGAAAAGAAUACCCAGCACAGUUGUUGUGAUAUUUUGAAUUUCAUUAUGCAAAAGUUUAGCCUUCUUAGAAAAGCAAAUGUGAUCUAGAAAACUACUGUACAUUGAAUAUAUGUAAUUUAAAUCGGAAGGCCCUCACUGAUUCAAUAAUAUCACUAUGAAAACUAUAAUUAAUCAACUAAACUCAAAAUACUGUACAAAGAAAACUGUGAGUAAAGUGUAUUUUAUUUUAUAAAGGAGAUAAAUACUUUACAUUGAAUAAAGUGUAGCUGUUAAGUAAAAGUAAAAUUCUAUGGAUUUAAAGUUUAAUAUAGAUCAAUUUCAAGCAAAGACAAUAUGGGAAUGUGCAACAGGUAAGGCCAAAUCUGCUUGUAUGUGUAAAUUAUAUCUUAGCCAGACUAUCACUCCCUUGCAGAAUCCUGCACCUCUUCGGAAAUGUUUACCACUUAUGUCGGGGACUACAUUAGAAAAGCACAAGUACCGUGUGGUAUUUUGAAUACUUCUUUUUGGCAUGACUGAAACCUGUGACAACAGCAAAAAUAACUUAUAUAGAACACUUAGCAAGAGACUGUUAUGACUGUUUUGUUUUCUAAAGACCAAUUAAUUUGUAUGAUGUCUGAAUCUCUGUUCAAGGUCAUUUUCUUAGAUCAUUUUCUAUAUGUGAACGCGAGAAGGACCAAAUUGCUCUCUAUGGUAUGAACAAGUGCAGGCGUUUUACCUGCAAAGGAAAUACAGAUCAAAUAAAGCACCCUUUUGAUGCAGAAAAGCAAUAGUUAGGAAAAAUAAAACAGCAUCAGUGUACAAGCACAAGGUUAUUCUAUGGACUAAAGCCUCUAAUACAAAAAGUAUAGCCAUUGUAGAAAUCCCACAGUUGCUCUUUGCUCUUUACAAUUCCAUUUUGAGAGCAAUUAUUUAGAAAAUGUAUAUUUUUAAGUGACUGAGGGAUGGUUAAGUGGGAACAAAGUACUGUGUGAAGCAGUUGUUGCCUUCUGCUGUGAUUGGUGUCCUGCGUUGGCGGUAGUAAAAGGGAUUCCUGUGACAGCUACCGAUAUUCUGCCUGUCCUUGUUUACUUGUAUAUCUGUUUAGUAACCCACUCCUCAGGAACAUAUGUAGAUGUGACAAAACUGUUUUAGACAUCAACCUGAUUCACUGAAAUAAUUAUUACUCUAUUUAGAAAAUGUAGUCAUUGAAACCCUGAAACUGUUUCUGUCCGAAAAACCAUGAAGAGCUGAAUAGUAAAAUGUCUUUGUGAAUAGAUGCUCCAGGACAGACAGAAAAAGAUGGAUCCCAGUUUUGGGCUAUCUGGUUUUUAUCACGUGUAAUAAAUAGGCAUGGGCCGGUAUGAAGGUCUCCUUGAGUGAAAAUAUCACAGAAUUAUUGUAUAUUUAAAAUAAUUUAUUUAAACAAAACAAAAUAAAUAAUUUAAACAAAAAUAUAUAACAUGAUCUAGUCAUUUUAUUUAAAGAAAAAUAGAAACCUACAGCAGCCAAAAUAAUAUAGCAAUUACUACAGUUUUAGUCAAAUUAAUUUCCCAUUACAAGCAGAGCCACUUCAGUAUAUAGCAUGCUGUCCAAGUAAUACAAUCUUAGUGGAUUUGUGUUUUUAAAAAACAAUACUACAACAAGACUUGGGCAUUUUAAGUUUGUUGUUUCAUGACCCCCAUUAACAACCAAAAAUAUUUUUCAUUGGUACUGCUUGCUUGGUUGAAGGGUGGGGCUUAAUUAUGUUUCAUUUUGACUCAGAAGUUGAAAUAUUGAGUUUACAGUUUGGAAAAUCAGCAGAAAUGUCCCUAAAGGUUUGAAUUCUGAAAGGGAAAUUCAAAAGUUUCUCGACAAUCUUGAUGUCAAAAUCCAGUAUGGCUAGCAAGAAGAUAAAAUGUAGUUAUUAGGGAUUAGUUGAGGUAAACUAGUACUACAUGGAUCUUAUUUAUUGAAAAACAAUUGGAUAACUAGAGUUUAAAGGUACACAAUAUAGAGAAAUAUACUACAAUCCUUCUAGCUUUUAUUGGUAGUUGACGCUAUCCUGGUUAAUGAGUAUGUCAAUUAGCAAAUGCCACUGUGUUACGAAGUUACCCUGCAACAUGGUUAAACUGGGAUUGACAUCAUUCCCAGACCGAAGUUGAGAUUUCAGACUGAACUGAAUGCAGCAUAAGUAUUCAAUCCCAUACAUAUUGGCACUUUACCUGACAAAUACCAAAACUUCUUCUGAGUACCACUAAAGGCAGCCUGAGUUACAUCAGUGGCACUUUUACCACACUUUAAUAAGAACUGAAUAUUUAUUCAUUGUUAUUUAGAUUUGAAUACAAAGAGUAUUAUUAUAUAUUAUGUUUUCUUCUCAUUCUGCAUAGUUUGUGUAACCCAAGUCCCUGUUGAAGUAUAACAAACUGAUGUUAGCCUGAUAAUUAGUCAGGCUUAGGUAGUCACAUUGGAAUCAGCUGCGUGACAGAGAUGCAGCUCACAACGUGUUAGCUUUAGUUUAAAACAGUCUUAACUAGAUAAAAGUAAUGGCUGGGGCUCCUUUAGUUUCCACAUAAGUCUGUGAUUUGUUCAACCAGAAAUAUUUCCAAACAGUUGGACUUGUCUUUCUUAUAAGCAAGGAAAAAGUGUUGCAGCCUUUUUUCAAAUCCCUGUGGUCCCGUAAAAGGGACGUCGGCAGAGGGGUGUAGUUGUGAUACUCUGCCCUCCGUACAGCCAAAAACUACAAUCACUCUGGCACUUUCUCGAGCACCUCAUCAAAAGGAUUUAAACCCGUAGGAAGAUGUUUGAAUAAAAAUCAUGCGGUUUUGUAAUCAUAACCUUUUGGAACCAUGAACUAGCUUGAUGCCGGCAACCUGCCCAUGCCUAUUCUGGAAUUGUCCUUCUGAAACAAGUGUAUAUUUAUAAUUCGGUAAUACCCAGAGUGAGGAACUUUCCUUUAGUCAGAGGACAAAGCACUGGUAGCACAACAAAACACAAAUGCAGGCCAUACAGGCUAGCAACACUAAAACUAUAAAAAUAUUACAUAAAUAUUUAUACUUGAUUCUGUAAAGGAAGAAUCCUUUGCUUUCAAGCAAAAGAAAACAUAGAUUCUAACUUAAUCAUAAACCACUAACGUCAAAGUGACAAAGAAGGAUCAAGACAAUAUGCUUUUAUGGCAGCUACAUGCGACAGGUAUCAGGCUGAAUCAGUCCCGUUUCUUAAAACUUUACUUGCUUAUUUUUUAAAGAUAUGUGAAUCAAAAUGUGCAAUGACACAAGGUUUCCAUAAAUUUUGUAUAAAGUUACCAUACUGCAGUUUCUCUCUUGAAUGAUGUUGUAAACUGGAUUGUGUACUACAUGUAUCUGUGAAUGUCUGUAUACGCCCAGUUUUUCUUUUAUUCUGUCUAAAUGUUAAAUGGAAAAAAAAAUGUGACAUUUUUUUUUUGCCGUUUUCUGCAAUAAUACUGUCUCAGAAACUAAGGUACAUAUCUCGCUCCACUGUAAAAAUGACAACAACAAUAAGAGAAUAGAGUAAUAAUACAGAGAUAAUAAUAAUAAUGUAAUAGAAAUGUCUAGUCAGGGAAUAUUGUUUUGUAUAUUUUUAGCUGUUACAUGGGCCUAAUGUAAAAUAUUAUAUGUAAAAAAAUAUAAUAAAUGUCUUUAGAUAGUGUUCUAUGAAAAAGCAUGAUUGCUAUAUAUGUUAUCUGCAAAAUUAAAUAAAGAUCUAUAGAUUAUAAAGUCA